GUGUUUGCAUUUGAUCACUGUUUUUGGUCAUUCAAUGAAUCCGAUGCACACUUCGCCAGUCAGGACCAGGUCUUCAACGACUUGGGAAUCCCUGUACUCGAGAGUUCGUUUGAAGGCUACAAUGCAUGCAUUUUCGCUUAUGGCCAGACAGGCAGUGGAAAGUCAUACACGAUGAUGGGAACGCCUAACGAUAAGGGACUCAUUCCACGACUUUGCGACUCAAUCUUCGAGAGAAUCGCCAAUAAUAGUGAUCCGAAUUCUAGUUUCAAAAUAGAGGUCUCAUAUAUGGAGAUAUACAAUGAGAAAGUGCACGAUUUGCUCGACCCUAAGGGCACCAAACAGAACCUCAAAGUACGCGAGCACAAUAUAUUAGGUCCAUAUGUGGACGGGUUGUCCACUCUAGCGGUCAGUUCGUUCGUAGAGAUCGACAAUUUGAUGACAGAGGGGAAUAAGUCGCGAACAGUGGCCGCCACUAACAUGAACUCGGAGUCUUCGCGAUCGCAUGCGGUCUUCACGAUCACUCUGACCUGUUCGGUGACCGACACGGCUGUGGGCGUGACGGGCGAGAAGGUGUCCAAAAUGAGUUUAGUUGAUUUGGCCGGCAGUGAGCGCGCAGUCAAGACGGGCGCUGUUGGCGACCGACUCAAGGAGGGCUCAAAUAUCAACAAAUCGUUGACAACAUUAGGUUUAGUCAUCUCGAAACUGGCCGAUCAGUCGGCCGGUAAGAGUAAGGAACAGUUCGUGCCGUACAGGGACUCAGUGCUCACAUGGCUUCUCAAAGACAAUUUAGGGGGUAAUUCCAAGACAGUGAUGGUGGCGACCAUAAGCCCCGCCGCCGACAACUACGAGGAGACGCUAUCGACUCUGCGCUACGCCGACAGAGCCAAACGUAUUGUGAAUCACGCGGUCAUUAAUGAAGACCCCAAUAAUAGGAUCAUUAGAGAGUUGAGGGAAGAGGUGGAUCAGCUCAGGGCUCAGCUCAUGAACGCCAGCCAACAGUCAGACCUUCACGAGAGACUCCUUGAGUCCGAGAAAUUGAUUAAAUCCAUGGAACAGACGUGGGAGGAGAAGCUCAGGAAGACUGAGAUCAUUCAUCAGGAGAGACAACAGGCGCUCGAGAAGAUGGGUAUUUCCGUUCAGAGCUCCGGCAUUCGCGUGGAAAAUAGCAAAUACUAUUUGGUUAACCUAAACGCCGACCCCUCUCUCAAUGAGCUCUUAGUUUAUUAUCUCAAGGAUAAGACAUUUAUUGGUCGCAGCGAUGCACCGGCAGAACAGGACAUACAGCUGUCAGGCAUCGGCAUAAUGUCCGAGCACUGUGUCAUUGAAAUCAACAAAACGAGUAAUGAGUUGUUGAUUGAGCCCUUAGAAGGGGCGCGAACUUGCGUUAACGGGUCGGUCAUCACUGAGAGGACAGCCCUAAAACACGGCGACCGUAUACUGUGGGGCAAUAAUCACUUCUUUAGGCUCAACUGUCCUAAGCUGACAGACAACAGUCAACAAACGGAUAGACCGAUGGGUUAUGAGUUCGCCAGAGAGGAACUAAUGAUGAAUGAGAUGGUGAACGACCCCAUCCAGGGAGCCAUGAAAGCGCUUGAAUUGCAGCACAAAAUGGAUAAAAACAAUGCACUCGAGGAACAGAAACAGAUGUAUGAGAAGCAGCUGAAAAAGUUGGCCAGUUUUCUGUCGCCCGGCACUCCUUACGCCCCUUAUAGUUAUAACAAUGUGUUCGACCCGUACGAGCAGAAUAGGUUUGGCGGCUCCACAUCCAACCUCAUGAGUCCUAAUGGGGUGGCCCUUAAGAUGGAGAAAUGGGCGCAGGAAAGGGACGAACUGUUUAAGAAAAGUCUGAGUCGAUUGCGCGAAGACAUAGUUCGGGCCAACACUCUGUCCUAUGAGGCGAAUCUGAUCGCCGAUGAGAUGCAAAAGUGCACCGAAUUUAAAGUGACUCUUCAGAUACCGGCCGCCAAUCUGAGUCCCAACCGCAAGAGAGGGUCGUUUGUGUCUGAGCCGGCAUUUCUGGUGAAACGCAAGAACAAAGUGUCGCAGAUCUGGUCGAUGGAGAAGUUUGAGAACAAUUUGAUUGAAAUGCGAGAACUGUAUCAGGAAUGGAAGGAAAUGCAGUCACAGACCGAUGGCGGCGAUCAAAAUACUGAUGACUUGUCGCCUGCCAACGACCCCUUCUAUGAGCUCCAGGAGAACCACCACUUGAUUGGUGUCGCGAAUAUAUUCCUCGAAGUGCUCGUGCAGGACGUGAUGCUCGACUACAACGUUCCCAUUAUAUCACAACAGGGAGAGGUUGCCGGACGCCUACACAUAGAGUUCGGUCGCAUUUCAGGUCAUAUCGGCGAACGCAUAGCCGACGCCUCGAUGGAGACGAUGAGUCAGUGCAGUGACAGCGCAGACACCGACGGCCAGAAUCGCAACCAAAUCGUGGUUCGGGUGAACAUUAAGAGCGCGCGCGGACUCCCGAUAUCGCUCUCCAACUUUGUGUUCUGCCAGUACUCCCUGUUUGGACUCCAGGACUCAACUGUCGUCCCCUCUUAUGUGGACACUAAGGAUCACUCGAACCCUAUUCGUGGCACCACUGAAGAUAAGGAGGAAUUUGUUUUCUAUUUUAAUCACCAAAAAGAUAUCGCAAUUCCUUUAAGCGAAGAAUUUCUCGAACAUUGCACUGAAGGGGCGCUCUCUAUAGAGGUGUGGGGCCAUCGGGUGUCCGGAUUUAGUCCAUCAAAGCCCGGGUGGGGUGUCGCCGACGCACAGCUCAAGAUGUGCCGCUCUCUGGCCGACCGGUGGGCCGAACUGAAGCGUAAAAUUGAAUUAUGGGUUGAAAUCCACGAAAUCAAUGACAACGGAGAGUACAGUGCCGUCGAAGUGAAUACUAAGGCUGAUAUCGAGUCGGGAGGUGUCUAUCAGCUAAGGCAAGGCCAACAAAGGCGUAUAGCCGUCAAAGUAGUUCCCGUCCAGAACUCGGGAACACUUCCUGUCAUUUGCGAGUCUAUUAAAUCCUUAGCUGUUGGCUGUGUUUGCGUCAGAUCUAAGCUCCAGAAACCUCUGGACUCAUACCAAGAGGAAGAUCUGACGACUCUUCGAGAGAAAUGGACGGACGCUUUGGUGCGACGACGAGACUAUUUGGACGAUCAGAUCAAACGACUUCUUAACAAACCUAAUAAGAGUAAGGAAGACAACGAACGCGAACAGAGUCUUAUCGACCAAUGGGUCAGUUUGACCGAAGAGCGCAAUGCAGUCAACUGUCCCGUUCCCGGAUCUGACAUACCGGGAGCGCCGGCCGAUUGGGAGCCACCCGCGGGAAUGGAAGGCCACACACCAGUCAUAUUCCUCGAUCUCAACAGUAAGUCUUUACUACUUUGUAUCCAAUUAUUAGCGGACGAUAUGAACAUAUCGUGCGGACGGGGCGAUGAGAUAGCGGGCAGUAACUCAAUACUGCCCAAAGAGCACAGCGGCACCCAGUUCUUCAAUCUGCCGAUUGUGAGCCACUGCGACAAAGACGUGUCGUCCACCGGGGUGUGGGACUCAUCCAUUCACGACUCCCUAUACCUCAACCGCAUCACUCCUCCCAACGAAAGGGUUUAUCUCAUUCUCAAAGUAUCCGUACGUCUCAGUCAUCCGGCGGUCAUGGAGUUAGUGCUCAGGAAACGGCUCUCUAUUAAUGUCUACAAAAAGCAAUCACUCACCGGACGGCUGUUCAAAAAGAUCGGUCGCACCGACUGUCUGGCGGCAACGGGUCUUACCUACGAAAUCGUGUCAUCCAUACCAAAGGCCAGCGAAGAUAUCGAAGAUCGCGAGACAUUGGCUCUGAUGGCGGCUUCGGGUCAAGACUUGACUGCUAUCGACGGCGAGAGUUAUAUCGAAAAGUAUACAAAAGGCGUUUCGGCGGUCGAAAGCAUUCUAGCGCUCGACCGACUCCGACAAGAAGUGGCCGCAAAGGAACUGUUGGCCCGAAAGGGAAAGUUUAAUACAUCGAUCAGUCAGGAGGCGCUCAUUCGCAAGACUGCCAGCGUUCCCAAUAUGGCACAAAUGGCUUUCCUUUCGCCCACAAUAAGCGGCAGUUUUACUAAAUUAGAGAAAUCGGACUCUUCUUUCGACUUGUCUUACUUCACAAACACCGCAUAUGAGGGCUUCGAUCGCAUCCGACAAAAGGCGUCCACUUAUCUCAGUGGCGGAUCCAAUACCGCACCAAACGCUCCGACAGCGCACAUACCCGACACACACAGACCUCUGGCCAACUCAGCGCCCACAUCUGCUGCUACCACUCCCAGCGAUCCUAUGCUUCCCAUCAGGAAUACAAUCAAUGGUAUUGUGUUUGAGAUUCUUAUACCUAUCAGUCAGGAGGCGCUCAUUCGCAAGACUGCCAGCGUUCCCAAUAUGGCACAAAUGGCUUUCCUUUCGCCCACAAUAAGCGGCAGUUUUACUAAAUUAGAGAAAUCGGACUCUUCUUUCGACUUGUCGUACAUCACAAACACCGCUUACGAGGGCUUCGAUCGCAUCCGACAAAAGGCGUCCACUUAUCUCAGUGGCGGAUCCAAUACCGCACCAAACGCUCCCACAGCGCACAUACCCGACACACACAGACCUCUGGCCAACUCCGCGCCCACAUCUGCUGCUACCACUCCCAGCGAUCCUAUGCUUCCCAUCAGGAAUACAAUGAAUGCCUCACCGCUGACCGCUUUGAGUCCCCAUUCAUCCAAACAACUGAAACCAAUGCGAACACUACUGGAGGAACAGUUCAGUAGAGAAGACCAUCAUUUGUCUGAAGAAAGUGAGGAAGAAAUUAGUGACGAAAAAGAUGUCGAAGAAGUGGACGAAAUAAAUAUCGAUUUAAAUGAAUCGAAAUCUGAUGAACACAACUGUGAAGAGAGCGAAAGGCAUCGAAAUGAUAGUAAGGAAGCCAACGAAGUAUUAGUUCCCAAUUCAGAGCCAUUAGCCAGACGUCAGAUGAAAGAGUCGGCCACUCAUGCGACCGCCGGAACUCCCAGUGCUCUGUCGAGUGGUUACGGCUCUCAGCCGUUGACCAGUACUCCGGCCUCGAGUGAGGACUCGAUCUCUUUGUUGUCGGGAAACGUGAGUUACGACGAGACAACUGUCAGUAAUAACGAUGUGUCGGUCAUCGAGAAAUUGCCGAAUAACAAUUCAUCCCAAGUGCCUAACCAUUCAUUGCUUAAUAUUGAUAAUACAAGUGACGCCUCGAGUGUCAGUUCAUAUGACAGUCGCAAUGAGAACAGUGCUGUCAAUGAUUCACAACUCAUGGCAUCCCUUCCCGAUUGGAUGGUUGUCGGCGAAAGUGUGCGGAUAAGCCCUGAAUCCAAAGUGGGUGUCAUUGCAUAUGUCGGCAAAACAGACUUUGCGUCGGGAAUAUGGGUUGGGGUCGAGUUGGACGCCCCCACCGGCAAGAAUGACGGCUCAGUCAAUGGAACCGUUUAUUUCAAGUGUAGACCAAAGUUUGGUAUUUUCGUCAAACCAGAGAAACUUAAAGUGGAUCAGAGAGGACGCAGUCUAAGGGCUGGCAAAACCACUUAUAAUGACGACAAUUCAUCCCAAGUGCCUAACCAUUCAUUGCUUAAUAUUGAUAAUACAAGUGACGCCUCGAGUGUCAGUUCUUAUGACAGUCGCAAUGAGAACAGUGCUGUCAAUGAUUCCCAACUCAUGGCAUCCCUUCCCGAUUGGAUGGUUGUUGGAGAAAGUGUGCGGAUAAGCCCUGAAUCCAAAGUGGGUGUCAUUGCAUAUGUCGGCAAAACAGACUUUGCGUCCGGAAUAUGGGUUGGGGUCGAGUUGGACGCCCCCACCGGCAAGAAUGACGGCUCAGUCAAUGGAACCGUUUAUUUCAAGUGUAGACCAAAGUUUGGUAUUUUUGUCAAACCCGAGAAACUUAAAGUGGAUCAGAGAGGACGCAGUCUAAGGGCUGGCAAAACCACUUAUAAUGACGGUAUGUAUUGA
This is a messenger RNA of Oppiella nova, 5952 nucleotides long. Lineage: Eukaryota; Metazoa; Arthropoda; Arachnida; Sarcoptiformes; Oppiidae. The record is from the annotation of a GenBank genome assembly.